This is a messenger RNA of Chroicocephalus ridibundus (black-headed gull), 1530 nucleotides long. Its product is annotated as phospholipid scramblase 1-like. Gene Ontology annotation, molecular function: phospholipid scramblase activity. Gene Ontology annotation, biological process: plasma membrane phospholipid scrambling. Gene Ontology annotation, cellular component: plasma membrane. NCBI's taxonomy places the organism in Eukaryota, Metazoa, Chordata, Aves, Charadriiformes, Laridae. The coding region runs from base 204 to 1157 and encodes 317 amino acids. The record is from RefSeq and is a predicted model, not a curated record. The transcript has 9 exons.
CUGCGCUGCCCUUAGAGGGGGCGGCCCCGGGCGGCCCCCGCCCGCAGCGCCGGGUUUUCCGGCAGCGCCGGGACGCGACGGGGACGGGGACGGAGGCGGCGGGGCGGGGCGGCCGGCGGCCGGGUUCGCUGCGGGAUCGGCUUCGGGAACGGCUAGUUUUUUAUUUUUCCUUGUUGCUAACAAUUAUAAGCAGAUCCACGGCAAUGCAAGCACAUAAACCUGCACCAGCACCUGGAUUUUCAAAUGCUGGCUAUGCACCAGGAAAUCAAGCCCCUUGUGACUACCCUCAGCAGGCACCCGGGACUUACCAAGCACCAGGUGUCGCAGAUGCGGGGAGCUAUGGCUUCCAGCUACAGGCCAUGAGUCCAGUUCCACCUGGAUUUGCUGUUCCACCCGGAUUUGCUGGUCCACCCAUCCAGAACCAGCCUGUCAUGCAGGAGGGGGCAAUCUGGAUGCCAGUCCCUCCUCCUUUUCCCAACUGUCCUCCUGGACUGGAAUACCUCACACAGAUUGACCAGAUAUUAAUUCAUCAGCAAAUUGAACUUCUCGAGAUUUUGACUGGCUUUGAAACAAAAAACAAAUAUGAAAUCAAGAAUACUCUGGGGCAAAGGGUGUACUUUGCAGCAGAGGACACUGACUGCUGUACCAGGAAUUGCUGCGGGCCAUCACGACCCUUCACCAUUCACAUCACAGACAACCUGGGCCACGAGGUGAUAACACUGGAGAGACCCCUCCGGUGUUCUUCGUGCUGCUUUCCCUGCUGCUUACAGGAGCUAGAAGUUCAGGCGCCUCCAGGAACACCAGUUGGUUACAUUGUCCAGAACUGGCAUGCCUGCCUGCCAAAGUUUACCAUUCAAGAUGAGAAAAGGAUGGACAUACUGAAAAUCUCUGGCCCAUGUGUUGUCUGCAGCUGUUGUGAGGAUGUUAAUUUUGAGGUGAAGUCUGUGGAUGAGAGCUGUGCUGUCGGGAGGAUCUCUAAGCAGUGGACUGGGCUUUUGAAAGAAGCCGUUACAGAUGCAGAUAACUUUGGAAUCACAUUCCCAAUGGACCUUGAUGUAAAAAUGAAAGCUGUCAUGAUCGGUGCUUGCUUCCUUAUCGACUUCAUGUUUUUUGAUCAUGCUGGUGAUAAAAAACAGCGAGCAGGAGUUUGGCAAUGAAAUCUAGAAGUUUUGUAUAAAAGGAUGAAGAACAUAAAUCUCUCAACUUUCCAGUGGAUUGCAGAGCUCCAGUAAGAAUACUAGAAAUGUACAUUUUGUGCUUGUAGUUAUAUUUCUAUAAACUAAAACCUUAUGGUCUUUUUUUUUUUUUGGGGGGGGGGGGGGAGGGUAAUCUGAUGAAAUAAUAUGUACUAUGCAAAUAAGAAUGCUUUGCCUGUACAGAUCAAUGCUGUAAUUUACAGGAAUAUUUUCCCAAGAAAUUUGGAACUGUAAAAUAACUCCUUAUAGUUACUUUAAUGCCUAAAAAAGAGGACUAUUUCUAUACUCAAUAUUAAUAUAAGCAGUAAGCCUAAUAAAGAGGUCCUGAUCUUUU